AUGCCCGCACCAAAGCCGACAAACCGGACCCCGGUCUCCAACCCCGUCCCCUCCUUCUGGAACGCCGCCCCCCGCCCCCUCGACGACCACCGCACAACCCCGGACCUCCCCGCCGCGAGCGACAUCGUCAUCGUCGGCGCCGGCUUCGCGGGCGUCGCCACGGCCUACCACAUCCUCAAGGACAACCCAUCCCCGCCGUCCAUCACCAUCCUCGAGGCCAGGAAGGUGUGUUCCGGCGCCUCGGGUCGCAACGGCGGGCACGUCAAGCCCGACACGUAUUUCCAGGUGCCAAAGUACACCAAGCUCUUUGGUCCCGAGCAGGCAGCCGCGUUGGCCGCGUUUGAGGCCUCGAAUGUGUACGCCGUCAAGGAGCUCGUGGAGAGUGAGGGCUUAGAUUGCGACUUUCACUUGACAAGGGCGGUUGAUGUGUAUCUUGAUCCGGAGCAUGCCAAGGAGACUGAGGCUGCGUAUCGGGAAUUAGUGAAGGCGGGGGUCGUGAAUAUGAAGGAUGUUGCUUUCACUCCAAAGAAGGAUGCUGAAAGAGUCUCAGGAGUCAAGGGCGCUCAAUGCGCCUUCUCUUUCACAGCAGCACAUCUAUGGCCAGCAAAAAUGGUCUACCAGCUACUAGACCGCCUCCUCAAAAAGGGGUUGAACCUGCAAGCCAACACGCCAGUAACAUCGAUCUCAUCAACGCCCGACGCCGCCGGCCGCUGGACAAUCCAGACCCCGCGCGGCGCCAUCAGCGCCGGCACAGUCGUCGUAGCCACAAACGGCUACACAGCUCAAGUCCUCCCGCAAUACGAAGACCGCAUAGUCCCCGUCCGCGGCCUCUGCAGCCGCAUCACCACCCCGGGGGGCCCCAACAGCCCGCACCUGGUCAACACGUACGGCAUCCGCUUCGACGCGCGAAACAACGACUACCUCAUCCCCCGGGCGGACGGGAGCAUCGUCGUCGGCGGCGCGCGGCAGAUGUUUUGGCAUAAGCGCGGCGAGUGGUUCGACAACGUCCGGGACGACGAGCUAGUGAAGGGCGCGUCGCCGUACUUUGACGGGUACAUGCAGAGGCACUUCCGCGGGUGGGAGGAGAGCGGCGCGACGACGGAGAGGGUGUGGACGGGCAUCAUGGGGUACAGCUCCGAUUUCAUGCCGCACCUGGGUGGUGUGCCUGGGAAGCCGGGGCAGUACAUCAUUGCCGGGUUUUCUGGUCACGGCAUGCCGGAGAUUCUGCUCUCGAGUAAAGGCGUGGCGGCCAUGAUUCGAGAUGGGGCUUCAUUUGAGAGCACGGGGCUGCCGAGGAUCAUGGAGACGUCGAGGGCGAGGAUCGAGAGGAUCGAUAGCCCGCUCGAGGACGGACUCAAGUCUUUGUGGGAGGAUGAUGUGAAGGCGAAGCUUUGA
Molecule: messenger RNA, 1395 nt
Organism: Colletotrichum abscissum
Lineage: Eukaryota; Fungi; Ascomycota; Sordariomycetes; Glomerellales; Glomerellaceae
Product: FAD dependent oxidoreductase superfamily protein
Exons: 2
Coding region: 1-1395 (464 amino acids)
Cellular component (GO): cytoplasm
Molecular function (GO): oxidoreductase activity
Source: RefSeq, a predicted model, not a curated record